Molecule: messenger RNA, 1119 nt
Organism: Arabidopsis thaliana (thale cress)
Lineage: Eukaryota; Viridiplantae; Streptophyta; Magnoliopsida; Brassicales; Brassicaceae
Product: alpha/beta-Hydrolases superfamily protein
Exons: 5
Coding region: 137-811 (224 amino acids)
Molecular function (GO): hydrolase activity
Source: RefSeq, marked reviewed
GACAAAAUCGCCAUUGAAAUGGCAAAGUUUCAGGCGAUUUUAACAUGCGAAGGAAUACACAGACGAAGCCUAUCGAUAGUGAGCACUUUUCAUCUUCUUUAUCUUUCUUUCUUCUUCUUCACGGAACUCAAGCACGAUGGCUCGAACUUUCAUCUUGUGGCUUCACGGGUUGGGAGAUUCUGGACCUGCUAAUGAACCCAUCCAAACUCAAUUCAAAUCCUCGGAGUUAAGUAACGCUAGUUGGCUCUUCCCUUCUGCUCCAUUCAAUCCGGUUACCUGCAACAAUGGUGCGGUGAUGCGUUCUUGGUUUGACGUUCCUGAACUUCCUUUUAAAGUGGGCUCUCCAAUUGAUGAAAGCAGCGUGCUUGAAGCAGUUAAGAAUGUUCAUGCCAUUAUAGACCAGGAGAUUGCAGAAGGAACUAAUCCAGAAAACGUGUUUAUCUGUGGAUUAAGCCAAGGAGGAGCAUUAACCUUGGCUAGUGUUCUGCUUUACCCAAAAACUCUUGGAGGAGGUGCCGUCCUAAGUGGAUGGGUUCCAUUCACUUCUUCAAUCAUCAGUCAGUUUCCCGAAGAGGCUAAGAAGGUUCCUCACUUAUGUUUUCUUAUAAACGUUGAUCAAUGUUUUUGUGUUUCUGAGUCUUCAGACUUUGCAAUAUGCAGACACCAAUCUUGUGGUCUCAUGGCACUGAUGACAGAAUGGUACUCUUUGAAGCUGGUCAAGCUGCUCUUCCUUUUCUCAAAGAAGCCGGUGUUACCUGUGAAUUCAAGGCAUAUCCUGGUCUCGGGCACUCGAUCAGCAAUAAGGAGCUGAAGUAUAUAGAGUCAUGGAUCAAGAGACGGUUGAAAGGUUCGUCGUCUACUUGUCUCCAACUUAAUUGUCUUAAAGAAAUGUUCCACUGAAGGUAAUAAUAAUACCUACAUGUCGUCUAUGAAGACAAGAAGAAGAAGAUUGACAAUUCUAAGCUCCUCGUAUGGUUUUGUUUGCUGUGUCCUUCUAGUAUGAUUGUAUCGAUUUGAAUUAUGUAUAUGCAAGCAUUGGAAUACAUUUGCAAUCUUGAGUGUGAACAUGAGAACAUAAAACAUAGCCAACAAAUUUGAUAAUCUUUUAACAUUGAGGGC